AUCUACAGAACAUUUUUUUGUUGUUCCUCAAGGCUUACAGGAAUAAGAUGAGAUAUUUACAGGCAUAAAGCAGUUCAGAUUUGUCCAAAGAUGGAUGUUGCUGGUCUCCCUUUUCACUGGGGCUUAGAGAACAGCCAGGAACUAAACUGUCAAUCAGAUGCCCUAUUGGAUCCUGCAGCCUUUAAGCUGAGACUGUGACUGGAAUGAGCAGAAGCAUAUGGUUUUAUGUAGACACAAUAUGCUGGUUUUAGGACUCCUGUCAUGCUUGAGCUUUAGGAUAAAACCCCAAAAUUGUUACAUUGUCUUGUCUGUGCUGCUAAAAUGAAGGUGUAUGGUAAAGAGUUAGAUAUUUGAAAGACAAUUACGAGACAGGGUAUGGGUAGCUCGACUGUAAGGUUGAGAAAAAAAAGAAAAAAAAAUAUACUGCACUGUUCCACAAAAGCAGUAGUGCUACAGUAAAGCCAGCAGAAAUGGAGGACAGCGAGAAUUUCAUUUGCUUUGGUUAUGUCUGGAAAAGUGGUGGAAUAUCACACAAGUUCAAUGAGUAUCAGUGAAAACUGGCUAAAGCACUCUUAAAAAUAAAUUUGGCAGCACAUACACUUCAGUGUCAUCACCCCUGAAUAAAGGAAACAAACAGCCAUCUCUUGAGGCAGGAUUUCUUUUGACUCAUUGAAAGGCCUUCAGCCUGUUCCCAGAACUUGACCUAAAUAAAGUUACCACUCCUCUGUUUCUGUCCUUAAAAGCUUCUGAAAUGGGUGUAUUCAAGUAAGGACCGCCCAUUAAAUGGUCGGAUUGCAUCCUCUUCCUCAGUCUUUUUAAGUCCUGAGUAUUGCUACACGUAGGAGUUGCCAAAUUUUCCCCUUCUGGCUGCAAACAGAACUCGUGCAGCAAAUUCCAGAUUUCUUUUAAAAGCUUUCUAACCUCCCUCAGCAUUUCACAUUUCUUUUCUCACCACGACUGGCUGGCUGUCAGCGGGGAAGACAUAAACAUCAUGAACACUACAGCGUUAUUUGCAGCCAGUCCUUGUUUGUAGCUGCAAGUAUGGCAAUUUUCAAUGAUGUUUUUGCUGCGCUAAAUUAAGCCUGGGCUUUUGGGAGUAAUUGCAAUGGCUUCCUUUAAUGCAGCAAUAAUCCUUGUUAAACACCAUACGUGCCGCGUAGCUUUUGGCAACCAGGACAGCCAGUGUUUAGCUGCGGAGGGGAUUUUCCAUCCCUACUUUAGGAGGCGAUCGAGGGUCGGUGUUGUUUGAACUUCCAGCCGCUACUUUCGGAAGGGAAGUUCCCUUGGCUACGUGCGCGCGGCAGCCGAGCGCCCGAAAAAACCGCACCGGGACCAGCCCCGACCGAAGGAGCCACCGCUCGGGCUCCGCAAGGGGCAGGGGCGGUGUCCGGUGCAGGGGCAGCGUCGGGGACACGGGCGGUGUCCGGGGCAGGGGCGGUGUCCGACCCCCAACCCCGGCGGAAGGGCGGGCCCGGGCGGCCUCCCAGCGGUAGCUCCGCUGCCGGCCGUGCUGCAGCAAUAGCAGAGCUCCUCAUUAAACCCCAUUCUUUGUGCAGCAGUAAAAUGCUGUUCCGCUUCGGCGUGGUGCUGCCCGCCCGGGUGACGGAGGGCGGCGCGGAGCUGCUGGUGGCCGGGUCGCGGCCGGAGCUGGGCGAGUGGGACCCGCGGCGCGCCGUGCCCAUGAGGCGGGCGCGGCCGAGCGCCCCGCUGCCCGCCCAGGAGCCCGCGCUGUGGCUGGCGGAGGUGGCGCUGCCGGACGAGGACGCCGCCAGCCCCUUCUGGUACAAGUUCCUGCGGCGGGAGGGCGGCCACUUUCUCUGGGAAGGCAGUGGGCCCCAUCAUGAUCGAAGUUGUGUUUACAACCAGAGCAACAUAGUAGAUGGAGUUUACUGCCUCCCAAUAGCACACUGGAUUGAAGUCUCUGGGCAUACUGAUGAGAUGAAACACACAACUGAUUUCUAUUUUAAUAUCGCAGGACAUCAAGCUAUCCAUUACUCCAGGAUUCUGCCAAACAUCUGGCUGGGAAGUUGCCCUCGGCAGCUGGAGCACGUGACCAUCAAGCUGAAGCAUGAGCUGGGUGUUACAGCUGUGAUGAACUUCCAGACUGAAUCUGACAUUGUUCAAAAUUCCUGGGGCUGCAACCGCUACCCAGAACCCAUGAGCCCCGAAAUCCUCAUGAAACUGUAUAAGGAAGAAGGUCUUGCCUAUGUCUGGCUGCCAACUGCAGACAUGAGCACUGAAGGAAGAAUCCAGAUGUUGCCACAAGCUGUCUGCCUCCUGCACGGGCUGCUGCAGAAUGGACACACUGUCUAUGUUCAUUGCAAUGCUGGUGUUGGCAGGUCUACAGCUGCUGUCAGUGGCUGGCUGAGGUACGUGAUGGGAUGGAGCCUGAGGAAAGUGCAGUACUUUUUGGCUUCCCGGAGACCAGCUGUCUACAUAGAUGAGGAAGCUCUGAAUCGUGCUGAAGAAGAUUUCUACCAGAAAUUUGGGCAUCUUCGUUCUUCAUACCAAAUAGAAGAGUAGAAAAGCAGAAGAAAAGGAAGGUGAAGAGGAAUCCUUACAUUUGAACCCCAAGGACUUAGAAAUUUCUGUGACUCAGGCACCCACCUCACCUCUUCAGGUUAUAAGCUUCUUGUAAAAGUUACGAGAAUUUUGUUUAAAAAGUGCCUUAGAGUUUUUUAUUUGCUUUCUUUAAGCUGAAACGAUUCACGUUUUCAAGCCUUUUGGUGCAAUUAUGAGACCUAGAAACUGCAAAUGAGAUUUUCUUUUAACUACUUGCCUAUAGGAAGAGAGGUUUUAGGGCAGACACUAAACAAGAUGUGAGGUGAAAUAGUGUUGGCAAUAAAAAGUGACAGGAAAAAAAUACAAAGAUUGACUGGAUUAAGAUUCAGGUUAGGAUGGAGCAGACCAUCAUCAAAGCUGCUCAGUUAUUUUAAGCAGAUAUAAGAUUGUUGCAGUGUUUUGUAGUAAUUCUGUAGACAAGUGGUAUUGAUGAGAAAGACUAGAAAGAAAUUGAUUCUUCAAUUCAGUGUUUAAAAACAAAAAGCUAAUGUCUAAUGCAGUGAACUAAGAUUUGCUCUUUGUCCAUCUAGUUAAUGUUAAGUAUUACGAGCUCCAGCUGUAUUAUUUUAUGACAUUGGGCUUAGGCUGGGCUGUGACAUGAAGAGAGGACACAGCUCCAGCUGUGGCAGCCUUGCUUUGUUACAUUAUCCUAGGCUGUGAGUUGAAGCUGCAUUUUGCUCCUCUGGUUCAUGCAGUGCUGUACAGGAGUUCCCUUAGGUACCAAGUCUGUCUGAGCAGUAACCACUGGGGUAAGACAGGACCUAUAGGAAUUGUGUGGUGCAUGACUGGCACCACAGCCUCUUGGCUGUUGACCUAGCUUAAUAUCUUCAAUACAGCAAAAACCUCUCCUUGUGCAAGCAGUGGAUGUGUGCUAGGUUUAGCUGAUUGAAGCUAAUGCUGAACUAUCUCUAGGCUGAAUGAAGUCAAUACAUUCCUCUAUAGGAAAAAAGAGCAACUCUGCAGAAGAUGGUUUCUCAGGAUCUUAGCCUCAGUGUUAGCUUUCUGGAUAAGCCCUAAUGUUUUCCAUUGCUGCUUGGUCCCUUAGCUAAACUAAGCACCAACAGCUUCCAGUGCCAUUCAGAUGAAACCAAUUUGAUGUAGAUUGAGUUCAAGAGAGAAGAGAGAAUUAAGGAAGCAUAAACAUUAAGAAACAUAAUUUCUAUAGGUUUAUUCUUCAGUGAAAUCUCAUUUUUUCCAGCCAACUUGUUCCUCUAAAGAUGCAGUCAGUGACAGAGUAGUUUAAGUAAUAAAUAUUGAUUUUUUUUAAUACUUAAUGGAGAAACUAUUGGAUAUGAACUGUUUAUGGAGAAUGCCCAAAAUAAUAUAUUUUAUUUAUCCUAUACUUCAAUCAUCUUGAAAAGAAAAAUGUUUAUUUAAGUUAUUCUAUGUGAGGUUUUCACCAUGACUUCAUUUCAGAUUUUUUUGAAAUAACACUGCCUGUUUAGAAUAUGGAUGAGAAAAUAAAGACAAAAUUACUA
Messenger RNA from Vidua chalybeata, 4040 nucleotides. RefSeq names its product EPM2A glucan phosphatase, laforin (gene EPM2A). Gene Ontology annotation, biological process: protein dephosphorylation. Lineage: Eukaryota; Metazoa; Chordata; Aves; Passeriformes; Viduidae. Gene Ontology annotation, molecular function: starch binding; carbohydrate phosphatase activity; protein tyrosine/serine/threonine phosphatase activity. The record is from RefSeq and is a predicted model, not a curated record. Gene Ontology annotation, cellular component: nucleus; cytoplasm. The transcript has 4 exons. Bases 1564 to 2523 code for a protein of 319 amino acids.